Messenger RNA from Rattus rattus (black rat), 2706 nucleotides. RefSeq names its product complement factor H-like. The transcript is spliced from 12 exons. Lineage: Eukaryota; Metazoa; Chordata; Mammalia; Rodentia; Muridae. The record is from RefSeq and is a predicted model, not a curated record. Bases 50 to 2149 code for a protein of 699 amino acids.
AUCAGUUUCCCAGAAGCACCACCACACCUGGAGUCUUAGUCUUUAGAAGAUGAGGUUCUAUAGAAUAUGGCUCUUAGCAAAUAUUCUCCUAAUCACAUCACUUUCUACUGCUAAAGGGGAAGAGGAAUGUGUUUUGCAUUAUGUGGAAAAUGGUUAUUCUUUAUUCUUGGAAAGAAAGUUUGUACAAGAUCAGUCUGUCAAAGUCAACUGUUAUAAAGGCUUCAACCUUCCAAAUGGUCAGGAUACAAUUACAUGUACAGAGAGUGGCUGGACACCUCAACCCAUAUGCAUCCCUUCUGAGACAUGCUCAAAGUCAGAUAUAGAAAUUGAUAAUGGAUUUUUUUCUGAAUCUGAUUUAACAUAUGCUGUAAGUAGAAAAACACGAUAUGUGUGUAAACAGGGAUAUACAACAGCAAAUGGAGAAAGAUCGGGAUCAAUCACUUGCCUACAAACUGGAUGGUCCGCUCAACCUUCUUGCAUUAAGUCUUGUGAUGUGCCUGUGUUUGAGAAUGCUAAAUCUAAAAAUGUUAGCACAUGGUUUAAACUCAAUGACAAAUUAGAUUAUGAAUGUCACAUUGGAUAUGAAAAUAAAUAUAAGCAUACCAAAGGCUCCAUAAUGUGUACUCCUGAUGGAUGGUCUGAUAAACCCUCAUGUUAUGAAAUUGAAUGCAGCAUUCCCAUAUUAGACCCACGCUUAGUUGUUUAUCCCAGGAAAAUAAAAUAUACAGUUGGAGAUUUGUUGAAAUUCUCUUGCCGACCAGGACACAGAGUUGGACCAGAUUCAGUGCAAUGCUAUGACUUUGGAUGGUCCCCUAGUUUUCCGACAUGUAAAGGUCAAGUAAGAUCCUGUGGUCAAUAUCCUGAACUACUCAAUGGGAAAAUUAAGGGAACAAAGAAAGCUGAAUACAGCCAUGGUGACGUUGUGGAAUAUGAUUGCAAAACUAGAUUUCUACUGAAGGGACCCAAUAAAAUCCAGUGUGUUGAUGGGAAGUGGACAACCUUGCCAAUAUGUGUUGAGGAGAAGAGAACAUGUGGAGACAUUCCUGAACUUAAGCAUGGCUCUGUCAAGUUUCCUGUCCCUCCCUACCACCACAGAGAUUCAGUGGAGUUUACUUGUGCAGAAACCUUCACAAUGAUUGGACAGGGAUCAGUUUCUUGCAUUAGUGGGAGGUGGGCCCAGCUUCCUCAAUGUGUUGCAACAGAUCAACUUGAGAAGUGUAAAGCACCAAGACUGGCUGUAAUAGGGGCAAAUAAACUCGUGAAGGAUGGAUUUAAUCAUAACUCUAGCAUCAGUUACAAAUGUAGAGGAAGUCAGAAGUAUGGAUAUUCAAUCUGCAUUAAUGGAAGAUGGGAUCCUGAACCAAUCUGUACAAGAAAAGAGAAAACAUUCUGCCCUCCUCCACCACGGAUUCCAAAUGCCCAAGUGAUUGAAACCACAGUGAAAUACUUGGAUGGAGAGAAAGUAUCUGUUCUUUGCCAAGAUGGUUACCUAACUCAGGGCCCAGAAGAAAUGGUGUGCAAAGAUGGAAGGUGGCAGUCAUUACCACGCUGCAUUGCAAAAAUUACAUGUUCCCAGCCCCCUAAAAUAGACCACGGAUCUAUUAAGUUACCCAGAUUGUCAGAUGCAGGAAGAGAUGCAAUUGAGUCCAGCAGUCAUGAACACGGAACCACAUUCAGCUAUGUCUGUGAUGAUGGCUUCAGAAUAUCUAGGGAAAAUGGGGUAACCUGCCACAUGGGAAAAUGGAGCUCUCCGCCUCGAUGUGUUGAUUCAACAGGGCAAUGUGGGCCUCCUCCAACUAUUGAAAAUGGAGACAUCACCUCCUUGUCAUUACCAGUAUAUGCACCAUUAUCAUCAGUUGAAUAUCAAUGCCAAUCCUUCUAUAAAAUGCAGGGCAGCAAGAAAAUAACCUGCAAAAAUGGAGAGUGGGAAGAGCCACCAAAGUGUUUACAUCCAUGUGUAUUAACAGAAGAAAUUAUGAGAAGACAGAAAAUAAUUCCCAAGAGGACAAAGAAUAAAAAGAUUUAUAUCCAGUCAGGGGAUUAUGUUGAAUUUGUGUGUCUAACUGCAUAUCAAAAGGCACGAGGAUCACCUGAGUUUCGUAUACAGUGCAUUGAUGGUCACAUCAAUUAUCCCACCUGCUCAAAAUAAGUUACAACUCUUAGUAGACUUCAUAAAUGAUCAUUUGUUUUGAAAGGUGUGUGAACAUUGCUAACACAGUUUCAAAUUACAUUUGAAAUAUUAACAUAUUUCUUCCAUAAGUGCAAAGUUCUGUUAACAAAUGGUGAUUAAUUUGGACAUGAGAGACAGCUGCCACAAAUGCAAAAGCAGAGCAUUGGAAACUCCUGAUCCAAAAGGGAUGUGCCUAGCCUCCAUCAAUGACAGAAUUAGAUGCAACUGCUUUAGUGUCUGUUUCUAUCCAGCACUUUCUUAAGUUGCUCCAAUCAUGAUGCUACCUUUGUAUCUCAAUCUCUGAUUCACAGUGAAUGGAAGAUGUAUUGUCUCAGUCUUCAAAUUAGUAUUAGUUCACAAACACGUGACAACUGAAUUGACAGAUUUAACACUAUAAAUGAAUACACGUGUUACAUAAUUCUUUUGUAGUGAUAAUAAAUCUAAAAAGUAUUUGUGCAUAAAUUUCUAAAAUAAUGAUAUGGCCCAUGGAAAGUUUCAGAUGGUUAUAGAAUUAAAUUAAAAUAUAACUGGGUAUA